Messenger RNA from Rubroshorea leprosula, 1535 nucleotides. The record is from the annotation of a GenBank genome assembly. NCBI's taxonomy places the organism in Eukaryota, Viridiplantae, Streptophyta, Magnoliopsida, Malvales, Dipterocarpaceae.
UGUGAAAUCUGUGAAGAUAGAAGAGAUCCAAAGCUCUGGUUUUAUCGGUGUGAUGAGUGCGAUUUUGAUGCUCAUCCCGAUUGCGUUCUUGGAGAAUACCCAUUCAUCAAGCGCGGUAGCAUUUUUUCUACUCGUAGAACUGAUUCUCAUCAACGACACCGUCUCAUAUAUUUCCAGAGUGAGAAAUAUCCCUAUCCGAAAUGCGAUAAAUGUGGCCAUCCUUGCAAAGAUCAACUGGCUCUUAAAUGUCCCCACUCUGAAUGCAACUUUGCUCUACAUUUUAAGUGUUCAGAACCAUCCCUAUGAUUGCUCGAUCAGUUGCUGGGUUUGCUUUCUGAAAAUAACAGAUUCGGCCACGGGCAAUGAAGAUUUUGCCCUUGAUUCCAUGCUCUGUGUCUCAAAUUUAAGGCUCAUACCAGACCAAAACGAUGGAGAAGAGGAAACUCACACAAAGGGAUGCCUUUACUAUUCUUCUGCUAUAAAAUCCAAAUUGAAGAAUCCCACUGACGUUGGCAAUCUCAUGCGUUUUGGAGGAGCGGGUUCUGAAGCGAGCAUCCAUCUCCAUUUGGAUCAUUGAUGUCCAAGCCAAGGGUGUCCUCAUUCGCAGGAAUGAAGGUGGCGCCUUUCUCAUGCACACCAACUGUUCCACAUGUGGCCCAUUGAGCUAGGUAUGAAGAGUUAGGGCUGUGUGCUACUCCCAUUAUAAAUUUUAUUUACCAGCUUUUAUAUGAAAAUCCGUGGUCAAAUUUACCAGCAAAAAAUUGAGGGAAACCAAAGAAUACAUGAACACCAUGGAAAAAGCACUGGGUGGCAGUAGGCUCCCUAAACAGGUUUAAAGUUCUGCUAGAAUUUCUGCAAACGUUGUUUAGCCAAAUGAUAUGUUGGCACAGGGAGAGGCCAAGGUUUCACAUUGUGAAGAUUGACAAAACUACCAAUCAAAAGGUUCUUUUUUAAUAUGCUUCAUAUUUCUCUGAAGAAAUAGCCAGGGGAAUUCUUUGGGAGAAAGAAGAUCACAUAAAUUCACUUUCUGAGCUGAUCAUGUUGGCAUUUCUUCUCAAAUUUGAUGAAGAAGCUGUUGGGUUUUGAAGUUAAAUAAUUUGCAAGUUUUUGUGGAGGAUAAGUUUCUGUCAGCAGCCUAGGCAUGGUGAGCACAGUUGAUAUUCCUUGUGAGUGAGUAGGCAUGGCAUAUGAAGUAUGGCUGGGUGAAGGAUAUGGUAGUUUGUAAUAUUAGGCUUAUUUGGAAAAAUUAGACUAUUACAAAGGAGAUUUCAUCUUCACAAGGAUGAUUACUAUAGGAAGCAUUCCGGUUGCUCAGAGCAAUAGGGCACAAUUGCUUCCACUACUGCCUGCUAGGGUGGUAUAUUACCAUAACUAUGUUCUAUGGUCAAAUUUGCUAGAUUUUAAUUCAUACAUGAAGAGAAAUUGUCCUUGUCUCUGAUACUGUAACACUACUCAUGUUAAUUUUCUUUCUUUGCAGCCUAUUUAAGGAUCAUUCAGGUACAAUUCCUAUGCUUUACUAAAGUUUGCUCUGAUUU